AUGUUUCAUCGACGUCGCCCGGCUACCACAACCACCCGCACCACAAAGCCUACGCUGAUGACCAGACUCAAGGGGCGAAACGCGAACUCGCGCUCCGUCAAAACCAUAACAACAACGAAGCAGAACCCCAUCCAAGGCCAUCAUCAUACUGGCCAUACUGGCCAUACUGGUCGUACUGGCCAUACUGGUCGUACUGGUCCUACUGGGAGUCGUUUUGGUCAUCGAAAUGCCUAUGGAAAAUCUACCCAUACUCGCCAUCAGCGCAAACCCUCCCUUGGCGACAAGGUCUCCGGCGCUAUGUUGAAGCUGAAAGGAAGCUUGACGCAUCGCCCUGCAGUCAAGGCUGCUGGAACCCGCCGCAUGCAUGGCACUGAUGGACGUGGAAGCCACGCGCAACUGCGGGACACCCCGACUACGCACUUGGACAGUACGACACCUGGGCACCCUUUCAGCUAUAUCUAUACAAUGCCUUCCAUUCAAGAGAGCAAACUAGCCUUCAUUGGCGGUGGCAACAUGGCCUCCGCCAUCAUUGGUGGUCUGCUGAGCAAGGGCGUCAACAAGCAGAAUAUCUGCGUCUCGGAGCCGUGGGAUGUCAACCGCGAGAAGAUGGCCGCACUCGGAGUGCGCACCACCACUUCCAAUGUGGAGGCUGGAGGCGAUGCCGAUUUGGUCAUCAUUGCGGUCAAGCCACAAGUUGCCAAGAGUGUGUGCGAGGAGCUCGGUGGUGCCUGGUCGCCGCGUGCGACUUUGCCCGUUGUCGUCAGCAUUGCUGCGGGUAUUACCCUUGAUAGCUUGAAGGGGUGGUUGACAACGAGCGAUAGCCGUACGGCCCACACUGUUCGCGUGAUGCCCAACACCCCUGCCCUGGUUGGUGAGGGUGCUUCGGGUGCUUUUGCUGGCGCCGACAUUACCCCAGAUGAGAAGGAUCUUGUCAAUGCUAUGCUCGGAAGUGUUAGCAAGGCUACUGAGUGGGUGGACCGCGAAGAACUCCUCGAUGUUGUCACUGGAUUGUCCGGAUCUGGACCCGCCUACUUCUUUGCCAUGGUCGAGCACUUGAUCGCAAGUGCAACUGCUCUAGGCCUCCCUGAGGAACAAGCCACUCGGUUGGCUACACAGACAUGUCUUGGUGCUGGCAAGAUGCUGGUUGAGAGCGCGGACAGCCCUUCUCAACUGCGUAAGAACGUCACUAGCCCCAACGGCACCACAUAUGCUGCUCUCCAGACAUUUGAGUCUCUCAACUUUAAAGAGAUCGUCGACAAGUCUGUCCAGGCUGCCACUGCUCGGUCUGCUGAGCUCGGAAAAAUAAUGGUUUCUUUUUGGCCCUGGAAGGGCGAUAAGAAUUCUGCAGCUUCUUUUGAGAAGACACUGUCGACGCUGUCGACCAAGAUCGCCCAAGCCACCACGCGACUCGACCAGCAACGUCAGUCUUCCCGGCGAAUCAAGGCUCUGUGGACGCUCUACUCGACAUUUGCCUAUCUGUUUUAUUCUAUAAUUCUCGCCCUCGUACUGGGAUGGGAGAGCUGGGGAAUCAAGGAAUAUGCAGCCAUCAUAGGCGGGCCGGUCCUGAUCUAUGGUGUGCGCACUCUCAGCUCCAGAAUCUUUGACUACCGAAUCUCCCGCAUGCAACGCCGUCUUGACGACUUCCAAAGCCAGCGCGAGGAGACCAUCGAAAAGCUCAAGGUCGCAACCAAGUACAACUCCACCCAGCAACUGCUAGAGAAGUACGGCGGUGAGUCUCCCAGGUCCUCCCCGAGCCCAAAGAGACAAGCCGAGAAGGGACAGUUCGCACAGCAGCUACAGAAUGUGCCUCGUACUGGUCUCCCGCCGCCACCCACUGCCAACAUUCGCCGUCCUCCCUCUGCAUCGCAGAACAGCCCGCCAUCCCCCAAUUAUCCCUCUCCCCCUCUCGAGCUACCUCGGGCCCCGCAAACACCGCAGCAGUCGUCUUUCCCACCUUCUUUCUCUCCUCAACCACCCACCAAUCAACCCAGUUUUGCACCGAACGCAUUCCCCCAGAACGGCGAAUACACUGAACAACCAAAUUGGUAUGACCGUGUUUUGGAUGUGCUGAUGGGAGAGGAUGAAACCCAACCCCGCAACCGGAUGGCGAUGAUCUGCAGCGCGUGUCGGCUCGUCAACGGCCAGGCUCCCCCUGGGAUCAAAACACCGGAAGAGCUGGGCCGCUGGCGGUGUUGCAGCUGUGGAGCUUGGAAUGGCGUGGAAAGCGAGACAACAAAGAUCCUUAGCAGUUUGCGUCAGGAUACUGGGUCAGCUGAGGGGACAUGGGAGCCUGUGUCGAAGGCUGACGUGGAUACCCAUUCCUCCGAGAGUACGGAAGAGGGUGUGAUGGUGACUUCAAGUGAGGAGGAACAAGUGGACUCCAUUGGAUCUGACGCGGAGGACCAAACGGAAGAGGAACCUAAGCCGGCCCCUGUGCGGCGGUCCAAGCGCGGUGCGAAGGGAGACAAGGCAUAG
This is a messenger RNA of Penicillium psychrosexuale, 2475 nucleotides long. Its product is annotated as Pyrroline-5-carboxylate reductase. The record is from RefSeq and is a predicted model, not a curated record. Bases 1 to 2475 code for a protein of 824 amino acids. NCBI's taxonomy places the organism in Eukaryota, Fungi, Ascomycota, Eurotiomycetes, Eurotiales, Aspergillaceae. Gene Ontology annotation, biological process: L-proline biosynthetic process. The transcript has 7 exons. Gene Ontology annotation, molecular function: pyrroline-5-carboxylate reductase activity.